Oryza sativa Japonica Group (Japanese rice) is the source of this 2262-nucleotide messenger RNA. RefSeq lists its product as uncharacterized. Gene Ontology annotation, molecular function: tRNA binding. NCBI's taxonomy places the organism in Eukaryota, Viridiplantae, Streptophyta, Magnoliopsida, Poales, Poaceae. The record is from RefSeq and is a predicted model, not a curated record.
GGACAAAACGCCAUGGCCUCGCCGGCAUAUUGAGUGGCGGCGGCGGCGGCAGCUAUUGUCUUCUCCCAACUCGGUCGCCCCAUCUCACUCUCCAACCUACUGCUGACCACAUCGAGAGAACAAGCAUGGGCUGCCUCUUUGGUCUCAAUCCCAUCGCCGGCGGAGAUGAAGACGAUGAUCAUAUUCAUCACCAAGCCACGGUCGUCCUUGUCCCUUUUGCGUUCCAUACUCAACUCAUCUUGCCGAACAAACUUUCUUUUGACGCCAUCGCGUUUGAUCCAUUGUAGCAACGGGAACACCGCCGCGCCAUCGUCGUCCUGGAGCGCGCUCCGGAGCACCGCCGCUUCGGCAUCGUCGACGUCCGGCCAUCCUCAUCCAUCCCGGAGCAAGCCACCGCGCCAUCAACUCCUCCUUGAGGUCCUCUUCAAAACCCCUCAAGAACCGAGAAGAAUGGAGCAUCGAGGAGGGAGAUUGACAUCGUCUUCUCCAACUUCGGCCGCCGGCGUCAAUCUUCGAUUCCCUCCGCUCCGGUGACCUCCUCGUCGAUUCUUUGCGCAUGCACCAUCCCUGGGACCUAACCAACCUCAUGGAUGCACAUGCAUGGCUUCACAUCGAAUUGAAUGAGUUGGCGUCGUCUCGCCGGAGCUCAGAGCCGCCGCUGAGACGUUUUAUUCAUCGCUGCCAUCAACCAAGCCUCAUGGCCUUUGCUCGGCCUCGCCCUGUCCCACACCGUCGUCGCCAACUCGUUCCGCCGCAUCCCCGACAGGUCGACGCCCUCGUCAGCAACGAUGACGACCACCUCGCCGCGCUCGACCAUCUCCGCCGGCAGCACAAAACGAAGGAGAGAAAGAAAGAGAAGAGAUGGACCUGCCAUUGGCCCCAAGGGCAUUUCCGUCUAAUCACCACAAAGAAGAGGCAAAAUGAUUUCGGAAUUAAGAGAAAAUGAGAAAAUGGCAAUCCAGCGAGUUGCGCCGCCUUGAUAUUGGUGUAUUCUAGCGAAACCGUGUUUUGAAGAUGGCUAAAUGUCCAUUUUCUCGUGGGCCACCGGGCUGUGCGAACUCGCUACGUGGAAUACUUGGGCCCUUCCCUUCCUUUCCCCAAUCCGCCUCAUCCGAUAAUACCCCCCACCCCUCUCUCGUUUCGGCGGCGGCGGCGCGCGGCCGGAGCCCGAGCUGAGACCACCACCACGGCACCACCACGAACACGACGAUGAUGGCCGCGGCAGCGAGAAUGGCGUUCGCCUCAUGCGGCCGCCUCCUCGCCCCCUCCUCGUCGUCAUCCCUCCCCGCCCUGCCAAGAACCCGGGGCAGCGUCGCCGCCAGCGGCAAGCAUCCCGUCUCGUUCUUGGCGGCGGCGAGAUCCGCCUCCGUCCUCUGCUACUGCUCCGACGCCACCGUCGCGCCGGCCCCGCAGGCGGCGGCCGCGGAGGGGGAAGGGGAGGAGGGGGAGAAGAAGGCGGAGGUUCCCCCCGUGGAGGAGGUGGCGGCGCUGCUGGACAUCCGGGUGGGGCGGGUGGUGAAGGCGUGGCGGCACCCGGAGGCGGACACGCUGUACGUGGAGGAGGUCGACGUCGGCGAGGAGCAGCCGCGCACCAUCUGCAGCGGCCUCGUCAACUACCUCCCCAUCGACCAGCUCCAGGACAGCAAUGUGAUUGUUCUUGCGAACCUCAAACCGAGGAACAUGCGGGGGAUAAAGUCAAACGGCAUGCUUAUGGCUGCAUCUGAUGCUUCUCAUGAAAAUGUCGAAUUGCUUACCCCUCCUGAAGGAUCUGUUCCAGGUGAAAGGGUAUGGUUUGGUACUGAAGAUGGAAAGGAUCGCCAAUCAGAAGCUGCUUCACCAAAUCAGGUUCAAAAAAAGAAGAUUUGGGAAUCAGUUCAGCCUCAUCUUAGGACAUCAGAAAACUGCACAGCAUUUCUUGGCGAGCACCCGAUGCGUACCUCAGCGGGUGUGGUUUUCUGCAAAACUUUGCAGGGUGCAAGAGUGUCAUAAGUCUCUUUCAAGAAGCUUUUUUUUUUUCUUCUUUGGUAUCCAUAUUGUGUACCUUACUGAAAAUAAUCAUAUGGUAUGAGUAAAAAUCUUAGAGCAAGAUGGUUUCUGAGGCUUUAUGGAGGUCGUUCACAAUUUUGUAGCUUUCUGAUGUCAAAGCUGGAACAUUUUACUUCAAUUGGAGAUUGAUUUAUAAUUUGAUCAUGAGAAUUCGAAAUGUGAUUAACUUUGUAAGGAAGUUAUGUGGUACUUUGAUAAGGUGAUUUCUGCUCUUAA